Molecule: messenger RNA, 2052 nt
Organism: Sorex fumeus (smoky shrew)
Lineage: Eukaryota; Metazoa; Chordata; Mammalia; Eulipotyphla; Soricidae
Gene: CD8A
Product: CD8 subunit alpha
Exons: 6
Coding region: 1-723 (240 amino acids)
Source: RefSeq, a predicted model, not a curated record
AUGGCCUGGCCGGUGCCUGCCCUGCUGCUGCUGCUCGCCCUGCUGCUCCACGCCGGCCCCGCCUACCAAGAGUCCAAUGUGUUCCGGAUGCCAAAAAGGCUAGUGAAGGCCAGGCCCGGCGACACAGAGAACCUCAAAUGCCAGGUGCUGAGCACCCAAACGUCGGGCGGCGGCACGUGGCUCUUCCAGCCCCGGAACUCCAAGGUCAGCCCCACGUUCCUGGCAUACCUCCCCAAAUCCGGAAACAAUGUGCUGUCCGACAAGUUCAGCAGCAUCGCGGCCAAGAGAGACGAAAACAUGAAAGACAUAUACAUCCUCACCCUGAAAAACAUUCAAGAGGAGCACGAGGGCUAUUAUUUCUGCAUGGUGGUAAUCAACGCCAUCACGCACUUCAGCCCCUUCAUAGAGGUGCAGCUGCCAGGGAAGAUCACCACGCCCGCGCCGCGCCCAUCCACGCCCGCAAGCACAGUGAAGCAGCAGUCGCUGAGCACGACUGCAGACACCUGCGUGCCCACGGAGACCCGAGCAAGGCGAAAAGGCGUACUGGACUUGUCCUGUGACACCUACAUCUGGGCGCCUCUGUCCGGGAUCUGCGUGGUUCUGCUCCUCUCGCUGGUCAGCGUCCUGGUUUGCUGCCGCAGGAACCAACGGAGAGUUUGCAAAUGUCCCAGGCCCCAUGUCAGACUGGGAGGCAAGCCCAGCCCUUCAGAGAGAUCCGUCUAACAUGGCCACGAGCCCAUGCUUCGGCCACCUCAAGACUUCAAACGGAGAACUCUCCUCUCGAGGGGCACAUCUGUCCUUCCCUUUGGUUCCCCCCCUCCCAGCCUUCCUUCCUUCCUCUACAUUCCUUUCCUGAUCAUUCCUGGCAUGGGUGGGAUGGGCAGGAUGACUUUUUCUGUGUUUUCUUUGACACAAGACUAAAGAGCGUAGUCUGCAAAGCACACCACACAUGUGCUUGCGGAUUACCGGGGGGAAGGGGCAGGCAGUGCACCCAAGGGCUGCGGUCUCAGAAUGCUGUCAGCACUGGUGGGGACUUCACCCAGCACCCACUUUGUGCAAACCUCUUCCCCUUUUUAUUUUUUAAAUUUUUGGUUUUCGGGCCAGACUGGAGGUGCUCAGAGUUUACUCCUGGUUCUGGUUCUGUGCUCAGGGAUCACUUCUAGUACAGCUCAAGGGACCCUAUGGGUUUCCAGGGAUCUAAUCUGGGUCUGCCACAUGCAAGGCAAGCACCCAACCUGCUGUGCUAUCGCUUCACACCCAUUUUGCAAAGGAAGCUACAGGCCAGGGACGGGGAGAGCGUGAUCAGGGUCCCGGUAAGGCUUAGGUGCUUCCUCCAUGUGACCUCUAACCCAGUAUGUCUCCUCUGGGUCACCUUGUCUCAAAGCGCAAGAAACAGGGGAUUCCUGCAGACCUGUUUCUGGAUGGAGGAAGGCAUGAGAAUUCUGGUCUUUCACAGAAUUUUAGAAUGCAGUUGAGUCCCAUCAGUUUUUCAUAAUCAACCUGAGAAUGAAGAUGGGGGCAGUAGGAACCACUCUCCUUAAGUCACCUACUACAGGCUUGGAUCCUGGAAAAUGAAAGACUUUGUCAUUAAAGGAACUCUUCGUGACAUCCCAAAAUGGAGUCAAAAUGGUCUCUCAGCACCUGGCCCUGCAGAGGGACCCACAAAAGGGGACGACCCCUUACAGAGGUAGUUUGAGCAUCCAAGAAAACUCUAAACGUGAGUUGCCCUAUCUGAAAUUGGCUGGGAGAGUUUUUACAGGCUGUGAAGGCAAGACUGUGAGAGAGACAGCAGACAGCCUGCCCCCCUGCCCCCCAACUGAGAUCUGUGGGUGUAGCAGAGCAGACUCCCAUGAGGAGGCUCAGAACCCCGACAACUGCUGUAGUCACACAAUUUCCUGUCCUAGGGUGUUGUACAGAAAUGCCUGCUCAUUGGGAAGGGCGACAAGGAUUUCCUCCCCUUAGGCAUGGUCAGUUGUGAAGAUUAUCGUGUACUUGCACCCUGAUUCUUUUUUGUGCACUUAUGUAAAAUAAAUACUUGGAUUUUAAAAAGAG